AUGACAGACGAGAUCAACAAAAUCGUCAACAAACUGGUCGAGGACGCCACGAAGAAGACCGAAGAAAAAUUCCACAAUCAAAUAAAGCAACUCAAAUACGACCACUCUCUAGAGAGACUUCGAGACGCGCGUCAAUACGAAACACUUCAGAAGAACUAUGUGGAAAUGAAUAAUUCCUAUGAACGUCUCAAGAAAGAGACUAAUAUUAUCUCCGACCAUGCGGCGUCACUAGAAGCACAACUUCAAGCCUUCAAGAAAGAAACUGCCACUGAAGCUACUCAAACGAGCUUCGAAGAUAUCAUGGACUCGUACAUAGAACAGUCGAAAGAACAGCGAAAGAAGGCAAGACUUAUGGACGAGGAGAACGCCCAGUUGAAGGCGGAGUUAAAGCGAGCAUCGCAGAAACGACGAGUCCGAAUUCCAAAAUAA
This is a messenger RNA of Oikopleura dioica, 429 nucleotides long. NCBI's taxonomy places the organism in Eukaryota, Metazoa, Chordata, Appendicularia, Copelata, Oikopleuridae. The record is from the annotation of a GenBank genome assembly.